AUGGAGGCAGUCAGCACUGUCACUCCUUCCCGCGUGCCAAGGGCCCUGUGGGAACUCCGUACAAUGAUCGAAUGCACCAUUCCCGGCAGCUCACCGUACACCGAGUUCAAUGAUUAUGGAUGUUGGUGCGGGUUCGGAGGAUCCGGAACACCUGUGGACGGCGUGGACAAGUGCUGUCGAGCCCAUGACAAAUGUUAUGAUGCUUCUGCAAACAUCCCACACUGCCAUUCGCUUUUUAGCAAUUCAUAUAUCAAGUCCUACAACUACAAGUGCGAAGGGAAAAAUGUAAUCUGUGAAAGUGACAACAACGCCUGCCAAAUGCACGUCUGUGGGUGUGACAGAAACCUCGCAAUAUGCUUAUCAAAGGCAGUGUAUCACCCACAGUACAAGGACAUGAACAAGAAGCUGUAUUGCCAUUGA
Molecule: messenger RNA, 420 nt
Organism: Elgaria multicarinata webbii
Lineage: Eukaryota; Metazoa; Chordata; Lepidosauria; Squamata; Anguidae
Product: phospholipase A2, minor isoenzyme-like
Exons: 4
Coding region: 1-420 (139 amino acids)
Biological process (GO): phospholipid metabolic process; arachidonate secretion; lipid catabolic process
Molecular function (GO): calcium ion binding; phospholipid binding
Source: RefSeq, a predicted model, not a curated record